This is a messenger RNA of Amoebophrya sp. A120, 4206 nucleotides long. The record is from the annotation of a GenBank genome assembly. Lineage: Eukaryota; Dinophyceae; Syndiniales; Amoebophryaceae.
AUGGUGGGGCCGCGAUCUUUUGGACCACAGAAUAUGAAAUGCAAAAGUGUCUGGGUCUGGAAGCUUGUAAUGCUGGGCGGCGUCUCAUGAUGAGGCUACGAAUGCUGGCUCAGCAUGACAAGUUUCUGAGCUCCUAGGUGUUGCCUAUUCUGCAUGACAAACUGCGCGUCUGCAUCACAGAAAAGCGUAGCUCUUGGGCAACGUGCAUGACAGAUUUAAACAUCAUGCCAGACAAGCAUGACAAACAUGAAUUCUUCCAGACCCAGACAUUUUUACACUUGAUACAGAACAAAGUGCAACCAAACUACAGCACUGCCGCAAGAUAUGGAAGUGUCAGAACCGAAAUUGACAAAAUCGAAAAACUUGUGAUGCACAAAAUCGAUGCCAGUUAGACCCACAGUUUGUAGUCGGCGCAUGACAAAUUCUCUUCGUCCUGGAAGCGAAUCUGUCAUGCGGUUUAGGGCAAAAGAGCUGCCUUCUGUCAUGCUAGUCAGCAGCCCAACACUUAUUCCUUGCCAGGACUACAAUCCGCCUUCCUUGCAUCCUCUGCAACAGAGUCGCUUUUUGCGUAGCAUUUUACGCAUUACAGAGCAUUUCGAUUUUGUCGAUUUCGAUCCUGACACUCCCAUACAUGAAACAGCCAGGCGGCGAAUGCGAACCAAGACCAAGGGCGGCAGGCGACUGCACGGGAGCAGCAAGAUGCGGGCGACGGCGCAGGCGGGGAAGAAAAUACCGGGUGGCGCAUAUCCUGAGUAAAAGCGUGGUCUCCAUACCAGAGUUGUCAUGCAAAUGCGCAAUAACAGGAACAUUUGUAAUGCGCAGCUCCAUGAGAAAAGGAAUUUCUAAUCGUGAUUUGGAAUUUGUAAUGCUGUAAACAGGAUGUUAAAAUGGCUUUCUCAUGCGGCUUCUCUUACCAAUCAGCACUACACUGCAGAGGGAACAAAGAACUUGUCAUGCACAGCUCCCAAAGCUACUUGGAGACUUGUGUUGCUAGAUUCCCAACUUGACUAUGGGGUGUGGGCCCCGUUCUUUUUGCUUAGGAUAGCGCAGACAAGUGAGCAGAAUCAUCCUCGCAGUAGACUCGCGCGCGGAAGACCGGUAUGAAAUGCAAAUAUGUCUGGGUCUGGAAGAUUCUAAACUUGUGAUGCUGUGUCUGGAUUCUAAAAAAAUUUGUAUUGCAUGACCAGCAAGAGGACUCCAGUUUGUGCCACGCGGAUAGGACAUUUCUCAUGCGGUAAGGGCAUCGCAAAGCCCUCGAAAAAGCUGUGAUGCUAGAGCAUGCAUCACAGACAUCAUAGGCCAUUCAAAAUAUGCAUGACAAACCAGGCAAUCUUCCAGACCCGGACAUUUUUGCAUUUGAUAACCGGUGGGCGAUUGACCAGCUUUUCGCACCAAGUCGAGACAGCGUAUUCGAAGUGGGAUAUUGUGAGGAAAAAUCCCCCCUCCCCAUACCAAAGCGGGACUCUUCUGAAAAUUUGUGAUGCUGAUUUGAGGCCACAAAUCGUCUCUGUAUUGCACGGAGAGAAAUCCAAGAACCCCGCCGCGUUCUGCAGGCAAUUUGUAAUGCUGUUUGGCCAACGGAGGAUAUGCCGGCCUUGCUAGGCGCCUACACCAAAACGUCCCUAGUCCGGCUUUGUAUAAUCUAUCUGGAGUCCUCUGCUGCAAGACAAAUUCGAUUUGUGUACACAGAUCCUGCAUCACAGAUUUCCAGUUCGAUACGGGGAGGGGGGAUUUUUCCUUCUGAUAUCGGAAAAGGUUCCGGGCUUUUUUUUUACCUGGACGCAGGGAACAACGAGCUGGGGAGCUGUUUAUCAAAUGCAAAUAUCCCUGGAUGUCUGGAACAUUCUAAACUUGUGAUGCUGUCUUUCGAUUCUAAAAAAGAUUUGUAUUGCAUGACCAGCAAGAGGACUCCAGUUUGUGCCACACGGAGAGGGCAUUUCUGAUGCGGUAGAGGUAUGAUCGCAAACCGCUCUAAAAAUCUGUGAUGCUACGGCAUGCAUCACAGACAUCAUGGGUCAUGGAAAAUAUGCAUGACAAAUCUAGUAGAAGUCUUCCAGGCCCAGACAGUUUUGCAUUUGAUACUGUUGCAAGGGCGACAAUAAGGUCGCGAACGGGCAACGAGUAUCCUGUGCAAAAGUACCGUACUCGUAUUGCAAUCAUGCAUUACAUCAAAUCUUUUUUUUUAAAGGUAAAUUCGCAUUACAAAUUUUACUUCUCAUGCUGAGAAUUUGUAAUGCAUUUAUUCGAGUGCGAUUACGAUACUUUUGCAGUUCAUAACAAGUCAUGGACGCAGCUGAGUACGGAAACAGGUAUGCAAGUUGGACAGGAGGAGGUCAAGGUAGGGGGUAUCAAUUGCAAAAAUGUCUGGGUCUGGAAGAUUGCCAGGUUUGUCAUGCAUAUUUUGAAUGACCGAUGAUGUCUGUGAUGCAUGCCCUAGCGUCACAGAUUUUCAGCGGACUUUGUGAUGCCUCUACCGCAUGAGAAGUGCCCUCUUCACGUAACACAAACUGGAGUCCUUUUGCUGGUCAUGCAAUGCAAAUUUUUUUAGAAUCCAGAGACAGCAUUACAAGUUUAGAAUCUUCCAGACCCAGACAUUUUUACAUUUGGUAGGGGGCAACCAGAGCCCACUCCCCUCCAGCCGCGGCUUGGAACGACAUAUCCGAUGUAAAAACGUCCCCACCCCAUAGUCAAGAUGGGGUCUCGGCUAGACAAAUCCACAAGCUUUGGCUGUUUUGCAUGACAGAUCUCAGCUCGUCGUGUAGUGCUGUUUGAGCUAUUUCAGCAGCAUCACAUAUCUAGUACAUCAUGCUGAUUGGAGCAUGGCAAAUUCCAAAACACGACUGGAAAACCCUUUUCAUGGGGCUCCGCAUGAGAAACAUUUUCAGCAUGCAGACUUGCACGACAGCUCUGGGGUGGGAACGUUUUUACACAGGAUACGACGGGACCGGACUUUAUCUUCGAUACGGGCCUACAUGACCCCAGAUUCUAUUGCAAGGAAAAAUCCCCCCUCCCCAUAUCGAAAACGGAAUUUCUGAUGUUGUAUUUGAGUAUACAAAUCGCCUUGGAUUGCUAGAAGGCCAAGUGCCGCAGUUGUGCCGUCGUUUGCAGGCAACUUGUCAUGCUGUUACCCACGUCCCAGCUGCCUCCUAUCAUGCUGAAGAUGCAAGGCUUUCCCACGACGGCCAGUACUACAGUCCGCGUCUUUUGCCUUGUAGCAUGGCAAAGCACCCCACAAAUCUGCGUCACAGAUUCCAAGAGACUAGUGAUAGCGUUACUCCAUUGCCGCCUUCGCGAUAUUUUUUUAGCGGACCCCGCACGAGAACCCUGAUGCGUUUCCCGCUUAGUACUGAGCCUGCUUGACUAACGUAGCAAACACAUAGACACCCUUCGCUUCGGCACACCUCACCUGCCUAGUCGCCCCUAGGUAGGUGCAGGAAUUUUCUGUGUGGGCUUUUUGUGCUGAAUUAUUCCAACAGGGGCUGCGUUUUUUUUUUCUGCCUUGCCAGCAGAGUAUGUUUGUAUGGGGGGGAAUUGACGGAAGUGGCGCGAGACCUUGGUGACGGAGCAGACGACAAGAGCGGAAAUGGUACAAAGCAAAAAAAAAGAUGGUGUACACGCGCACUGCUUAACUGUGUGAAAGGUGUCGGCCCUGUGUAACCUGCUGCGGCAGGCAGGUGAAUUCGUAGAACUGCAUCACAUGUUAAGUAACGCCCACCGGCCUCCUAGAUUAGUGAUGAAUUUAUAUGCGUUUUCAGUGUGGGGCCCAAUGAAAAAAAAAAAAAAAAAAAUCUGCGUCGAAGAUUUCCGGUUUGAUAUGGGGAGGGGGGAUUUUUCCUUGUGAUCGAUUCGGGGGCGUCACAGCAGAGCAGGGUGCGGCACAGCGAACCCAAUUGGUGCCCGAGAUCGAGAAUGCGAAUUUCGCUCCUCGGGAGUUGCAAUCUUAUUUUUCUGACCACAAACCCAUUAUGAAGCCGGUGUAUGUGAUAGAUGACACUGAGUAGCGGAUCAUGCGGAAGGUGGAGUACAUAUAAGAUACUUACGAAUAUGAAUAAGAUAAAAACGACUCCUGGUCGUGAAAAUAAACCUUUCGGUGUCCUGUUGUAUACGGUGACGUUCAUGAUAGCAGGGAUGAUGACGACUGACAUAAGCGGCGAAUGGGUACUACUGUACUGCAACCCGGAGCAUGAUGUAGCUCCCUUCUGGAAU